Molecule: messenger RNA, 1523 nt
Organism: Salvia miltiorrhiza (redroot sage)
Lineage: Eukaryota; Viridiplantae; Streptophyta; Magnoliopsida; Lamiales; Lamiaceae
Product: short-chain dehydrogenase TIC 32, chloroplastic-like
Exons: 8
Coding region: 187-1296 (369 amino acids)
Source: RefSeq, a predicted model, not a curated record
CUCCAAUAUAUCUAUAAUUCCCUCCUCCAACUAUCACACUUAAGAAAAAAUUCAAAUAAAAAUUGUAAUUUUAGGUUUCUUUUUCAAUUAAUUUCUCCUAAAACCAACGUCGUACGUCACACGUUUGAGAGAGUAAUAUACACGUGUUAGGGAGGGUACGGUGCAUGGAAUGUUUCAUCAAAGUUGAUGUCUUUUAUAUACAUAUAUAUAUGGAUUUCGACAAUUUUUAGAAUGUUGGAGUUUAAGGUAAAAAAUCUGAGUCCAGAGAUGAAGGCUACGUUGAAAUAUUUGGCAGGAAUUGCUGGGCCAAGUGGCUAUGGCUCCAAAACUACUGCUCAACAAGUUGCUGAUGAUUGCUUCUCCUCCAUGCCUUCGUCUCAUCUCACUGCAAUAGUCACUGGCGCGACGUCGGGCAUCGGUGCAGAGACGGCCAGAGUUCUUGCCAAGAGAGGUGUGAGAGUAGUUAUGCCAGCAAGGGAUUUGAGUAAGGCAGAAAGAGUGAAGGAAAGUAUACAAAGAGAGAGCCCAGAAGCUGAGAUUAUCAUAUUGGAGAUUGAUUUGAGCUCAUUUGGUUCAAUUCAGAGAUUUUGCUCUGAGUUUUUAUCAUUAGGAUUGCCCCUACACAUUCUCAUAAACAAUGCUGGCAAAUAUUCACAGAAGCUGGAAUUUUCUGAGGACAAAAUUGAGCUUACUUUUGCCACAAAUUAUUUAGGUCAUUUUUUGUUGACGGAAAUGCUAGUGGGGAAAAUGGUGGAGACAGCAACAGAAUCUUGCAUAGAGGGGAGAAUAGUGAAUGUCUCCUCUGUGAUUCACAAUUGGGUGAAUACCAAACACUUUUGCUUCAGUAAAUUGCUCAACCCAAAAAGCUAUAAUGGCACCAGAGCUUAUGCUCAAUCAAAACUAGCCAACAUACUGCAUGCCAAGGAACUAUCAAGACAGCUCAAGGCAAAAAAAGCAAAUGUGAGUAUCAAUGCUGUCCAUCCUGGGAUUAUCAAGACUGGAAUUACCAGAGAUUACAGAGGCUUUAUUACAGAUUCUCUCUAUUUUGUGGCAUCAAAAUUGCUCAAGUCCACAUCACAGGGGGCGGCCACUACGUGUUACGUUGCGUUGAGCCCUCGAGUGGGAGGCAUGAGUGGCAAGUAUUUCGCGGACUGCAAUGAGAGCCAUUGCUCAGCGCUGGCGAGUGAUGAGAGCAAUGCGAGGAAGCUGUGGAAGCAGACGCGUGCUCUCAUGCACAGGCGAUUUCUUCUCCCGGUGGGCAAAUGUGGUGAAGAAGAACAAAUUCAACCUAAUUAAUUUACCUAGUCUUUUAGGCAUGUAAAUAAUACAUCAAUUAGAUUAAAAUUUCCCACUCUUGUGGUGGUGAUAAUUAUUUGUUUAUCAAUAAUAAAAUGCACAUCACUUCAGCCAGGCGGAGCCCAUUAAGCCAGCCCGUUAUUUUCGACGAUCUACUAUUUUCUUUGUAUCAUUGUAUCUAAACUAAUUACUAGCAUAAAAUUAUUGUUGUAUGUUUCUAAACAUUA